AAGCCGCCAUCAACUCUCCAUCACAUGAAGACCCCACAAAACACGCCCUCCUCCUAUCUCUUAUAUUCCCUUCAUCCCCCCCUCCUUCCUCCUUUCCCCCCCUCUCUCGCUCUCUCUCUCUCUCUCUCACACACACACACACAUCUGAUAUAUAUGGAGCACUAUCCUAUACUAUUCCCUCCACAACCUUCUUCCUCUUCUUCUUCUUACUCUUCCCAUCUCACCCACUUGCCAUCCAAUAUGUUGAGUAACAACCAAGUCUUUGGCAGUCUCCAUCAUAACAAUUCAAGUGGACUUUUGGGGCUCAGGGAAGAUGCCAAGGUUUCAUCUUUAGAAGGUCCUGGAGCUCCUCAAAUGGAGUCCUUUGGAGGGGUAGAGAACGAGGUGAAGACUGGUAGGAAGAAGGGCGAGAAGAAGGUCAGGAGACCUCGUUUUGCCUUCCAAACCAGAAGCCAAGUCGACAUCCUCGACGACGGGUACCGAUGGAGGAAGUAUGGGCAGAAGGCAGUGAAGAAUAACAAAUUCCCAAGGACCUGUGGAGACCUGAAACCAGCAGCAAUCACCCAAAAAGGGGCAUCCAACUGGAGGAUAUGGCAGCCACAAGAGGGGGGCGCCAACUAGGGCUUGCCGCUAGGGUUUCUUGGUGAAGGGUGCUAGGGUUUGAGCAUCCUCCCUAGAACUCUAGAUGGCGGCUAAGGUUUUUCACACCAAGGAGGACGGCAAUCAGAGAGAGAUGAAGAGAGAGAAUGUGAUGGAGAAAAUGAUUUGUAUUAAUCUUGGGUCAAUCUAAAACUAAAUAUAAUAUAUAUUUAUACAGGAUCAAUGUAAUCGAAUUCAAAAACUUCUAUGGCUAACCUAAUAUAAAAUUGCAUUCAUCCAAGCCCAUAUA
Elaeis guineensis (African oil palm) is the source of this 889-nucleotide messenger RNA. RefSeq names its product probable WRKY transcription factor 75. Lineage: Eukaryota; Viridiplantae; Streptophyta; Magnoliopsida; Arecales; Arecaceae. Gene Ontology annotation, molecular function: sequence-specific DNA binding; DNA-binding transcription factor activity. Gene Ontology annotation, biological process: regulation of DNA-templated transcription. The record is from RefSeq and is a predicted model, not a curated record.